UUUUGUGGUAGGCUGUUUUGAUCUUAGAUUAGAAAAUUUCCUUCAUUCUUUCAUUCUUUUUUCUGGAUAUAGUUUGCGGAUUUGUUUCAACAUUCAUUCCAUUUGUGUUCUUCAAUUUUUUUUUUGCAUACUCAUAGGAAGAUUUAUUCAUCUUGUUCAUAUAGGAUCACUUUGAUUUCACAAACACAACCAACAAAACACCCUUUUGAUUUCGCUUAUUUACUCAUCGGAUUCCUCUUUUUGUUUUUGGUAAAAAAGAAUUCACACACACUUGGACUUAGACACUUUCUUCUUCAAAAAAACUCAGAGAUUUGUUCAAAUCAUAUAGGAGAAUCAACCAUACAGACAUUGCAUACUUGCAUACACAGUUUUAGAGAGAUUAGAACCAGAAACUGUAAGAAACUUGGAAACAAGAUUAGGGUUUAAAAAGAAAAAAAAAGCAGAGACGGCCGUAGUCGGUAGAGGAUGUUGGCAGGUUGCUCGAGCUCCACACUGUUGUCACCGACGAGAAGAUUGAGGACAGAAUCACCAGCAGCAGUUCAGUUUCAUCAUCACCACCAUCAAGCUUGCCAUUUUCCCAUGAACACACAGAGAUUGGACUUACAAUGCAGUAGCUUCUCCCGCAAGGAAUCUUCUUCGAACCGUUCAUCAUCACAGUUCGCCAGACCCCUCGGCAGAAGCAACUCACUUGACGGCAAACCCAUCCAGUCCAAGACUUCUCUCAAGCAGCACAUCAAGCUUCCACCUUUGGCAACAGCAAGAGGUGGAGAAGGGUUUUCUUGGAACAGCGGCGACAACAUCAACAAGGGGAAGAAUCUGAAGAGGUUGGCAGAUGGUGACGACGAGUCUUGUCUGAGCAGAGCGAAGAGGAAACGAGGCGAAAGCCAGGAUCAACCGUUGGGAUCAGGUGAUAGUUUCUGGUUUGGGCACUUCACCGGGCAGAAUUCCCCAGAAGUGCCGUUUUCUCUGACGUGUUCAGGUGAGGAGAUUUCUCAGCAAUGGCCGAGUAAUCCAAACUGGGUGGACUCGGUGAUAACCGAGUUAGCGGGUAUAGGGGACAAGGAGGGAGAGAGUAGCAGACCCGCACCGGUUAAGGAAGCUUCUGGAUCAAGUGCAUCAUCCGAGAACGGCUUGCGAUACAGGUUACCCGAACCAACAAACGGCUCAAGGAAUCCUUACUCGCACGAAGGCAGAGGAGGAGGUGGAGGAGGAGCAGGGACAAGUGAAGAAGUGGACAACAACAACCAUGGAGAUGAGUUGCAGAAGGACUUUGAGCUUGUCGGCUUGCUUACAGGAUGCUUAGAAGCAAUUACCACAAAGAACAUUGUGGCGAUCAACCAUUUCAUGGCGAGAUUAGGCGAUCUUGCUUCUCCUAGAGGGAAAAUCCCUCUCACUCGGCUCACUGCCUAUUACACUGAAGCUUUGGCUCUGAGAAUCACAAGGAUGUGGCCUCACAUCUUCCAUGUCAUGCCCCCUCGGGAAUUCGAAAGAGCAGACGAGGAUGAAUCGGGAACUGGAUUGAGGUUCUUGAAUCAGGUGACCCCAAUUCCAAAGUUCAUUCAUUUCACAGCCAACGAGAUGUUACUCAGAGCAUUUGAAGGGAAGGAGAGAGUUCACAUCAUCGACUUUGACAUCAAACAAGGGGUGCAAUGGCCGAGCUUCUUCCAGAGCUUGGCUUCAAGACCGAACCCUCCACUCCAUGUUCGGAUCACAGGCAUUGGAGAAUCGAAACAAGAGCUCAACGAGACAGGAGACCGUCUCUACAGAUUCGCAGAGGCCCUGAAUCUCCCGUUCGAGUUUCACCCUGUCGUUGACAGGCUCGAAGACGUAAGGCUAUGGAUGCUUCACGUCAAAGAAGGCGAAUAUGUGGCCGUAAACUGCGUUUUCCAGCUGCACACGGCGCUAUACGACACGACAGGUGCAGCGAUUAGGGCUUUUCUAGGGUUAAUCCGAAGCAUAAACCCAAUCGCAGUCGUUAUCGCGGAACAAGAAGCAGAUCACGACACGGGUCAUCUCGAAGCCCGUGUCUGCCACUCGCUCAAGUACUACUCCGCGAUAUUCGAUUCACUGCACUUUAGUCUUCCGACAGAUAGCUUGAUCAGGGUCAAGGUCGAGGAUAUGUUCGGGAGGGAGAUCAGGAACAUCGUUGCUUGCGAAGGAAGCCACCGACAGGAGAGGCACAUGCGAUUCGGGCGAUGGAGGAGGUUGCUGGAACAAUCAGGGUUCCGGAAUCUGGGAGUCUCGGAGAGGGAGGUUUUGCAGAGCAAGGUGCUUCUCCGGAUGUACGGCGGCGGAGGCGGAGGCUUCACCGUCGAGCGGCGGGAAGAGGAGGAGGAGGGCGGCGGAGUGACGUUGCGGUGGUCGGAUCAGGAGCUCUACACAGUGUCGGCUUGGACGCCCGGCGAGAUCGGAGGGAGUUCUUCGUCUUUCUCUCAACGCAGCUAAAUUUUUUUUUAACUUUUUUUAAAAGAAAAAAAUACAAGAGUUUUUUUUUAGGAUUUAGAGAAAGCUAGAGAUGAAAAAUGAGGGAAAAAAAAUAGAGAGAUCGGAUGUUUUUCUAUUAUUUUUUAUUCUUUAUUUUUUUUUUAAUUUAUUUUCCAGAAAACUACAAAACUUAAUAGAUGAAAUUGUAUGUCUUUGUAAUGUUU
Messenger RNA from Tarenaya hassleriana, 2648 nucleotides. Its product is annotated as scarecrow-like protein 28. The transcript has a single exon. Bases 466 to 2445 code for a protein of 659 amino acids. The record is from RefSeq and is a predicted model, not a curated record. Gene Ontology annotation, molecular function: sequence-specific DNA binding; DNA-binding transcription factor activity. Gene Ontology annotation, biological process: regulation of DNA-templated transcription. Gene Ontology annotation, cellular component: nucleus. NCBI's taxonomy places the organism in Eukaryota, Viridiplantae, Streptophyta, Magnoliopsida, Brassicales, Cleomaceae.